Messenger RNA from Lecanosticta acicola, 1805 nucleotides. NCBI's taxonomy places the organism in Eukaryota, Fungi, Ascomycota, Dothideomycetes, Mycosphaerellales, Mycosphaerellaceae. The record is from the annotation of a GenBank genome assembly.
AUGGACACAAUAGAGCAUGGAAGUCCUCUACCGAGAUCCUCUGAUAAUGGAAGCCCGAGCCCGCGCUUCACGGAGCAUUUGUAAGUGUCACUGGAAGCCCAUCUUUCAGAAUGCGAUGCUCAGGCUAACUAAAGCGAUAGCAACACAUCGCCGCCCUAUCAACAAUUCCAAAACUUUGAAGGAGAGAAUGCUCCCAUUCCAACCUAUGAUCCUCCCGAGCACCCGGUGCAUCCCAGGUUAUCCAAUAAAGACCGACCCUUUUCGCCGUCCGAAGUAACGUCUCCUAUGCCGCAAUCAUAUCAGCGGGAUGAUGAAGAGAAGGAAGUCGCGUUGCCUGCAGUGCAACCUGCUCCAUAUCAGCCUCCGCCUGGUGACCGCUCAAGUGGAAAGCGGAUAUGUGGAAUUCCGUUAGUGUGGUUCUGGUCGUUGAUCGCUGCAGUCGCAGUUAUUGCUAUUGGCUUAGGCGUCGGUCUUGGAGUCGGAUUGACACGGGGAAAUUCGUAAGUGCCGGUAGAGGUAGCAGUUGAUUCAUCGCUGACUUCAACGUAGAUCAUCUAAUUCGCGUCUGAAGAGCACAGCGGAUGACACGUACAUCAUUGGAGGCGCUAUCAAUCCGCAGUACUACUCUACAGAAGGAGCAUUCAAUGGCACCGGAAUUGCACUUGCUUCUCAGUCAUUCUCUCGAGACCUGCAGCAGGGAACACAAGGAACCCUCGUCAUGUAUUUCCAACAUUGGACUGGUCAAAUAAGAUGGAAGCAGCUAAGCUCGCAAGGGCAGUGGCUUGGUGGCGACAUCUCGCAAGUGGUCGCCGUGGAUGCCAAAAACUCGACGGCACUCUCCGCCGUUUCGUACGUCUCAAACGGGUCUUCGACGUGGCACGUGUUCUACAUUAGCCAGAACAACACCCUCAAGCAAAGGACAAACAGCAAUACUACGAAUAUCUGGGUCGACGGACCGAUCAACGACUUGCAUCUAAAGGUCUUUGACGCGGACAUGGUGGGCAUGCAGGCAUGUUGGUAUGGAAACGACUACGGCGAUAGCGACUAUACACACACUCCUUUGCCCAAUGGCAAUGGAGGCACGGUGGACAGCACUGGAGAAGUCGGAAUGCACAUGUGGUACGCCUCUGACAACUCGACUUUCCAGCAACUAGGUUGGCGAGACGGUGAUGUGGACUGGCGGCACCAAGGAGAGUUCAAGAAUAAGAAUGGCCACGCCGGUGUUGCUUGCUACAGCUGGGGUCCUGGAACGGUAUCGCAAUCGAGAUCAUCUGUAUGUAAGACAUCCGCUAAUCUCUGAGAAACAGGUCACAUAUGUUAUUUUCGUCAACCUGGAAAACACGGUAGAGUUCUGGUGGAAAGAUACCGCCACAAACCAAACCAACACCAUGUCGCAUCCCAUCAAUCAGUGGGUCAACUGUGAGUCUAUCAAUCCCCUCAAAAUUCACUGCUAUAUGACUGACUUCCCUCUAGCCUCCGUCGCUAUAAACAAUGUGUAUCCAGCCAGCUCCCUGGGCUACACCAACGCCUUCUACGCCCAAGACAAAGCCUCCUUAAUGAUCGAAGGCUUCAACGUCACCUGGGCAGCAGAAAACACCACCAUCGUCCAGCACAGCAGCUUCCAGGUACAAGGCGAACCCGGGCUUGCUGGAACCCACAUGAGCGUCUCCGCCAUCCCGAGACCGAGUGGCGGAGACGACCUAGUCGUUUUCUAUCAGACUAAUGGGAGCGAUAUCUCGGAGUAUGUACGCGAUCUCGUUGCUGGACAGUGGUCGAGCGUGGCGAUAAGUAUCCCGGCGCAAUGA